Messenger RNA from Penicillium cosmopolitanum, 357 nucleotides. Its product is annotated as CAZyme family GH35. NCBI's taxonomy places the organism in Eukaryota, Fungi, Ascomycota, Eurotiomycetes, Eurotiales, Aspergillaceae. The coding region runs from base 1 to 357 and encodes 118 amino acids. The record is from RefSeq and is a predicted model, not a curated record. The transcript has a single exon.
AUGUCAGGAAUUGGCCCAGGUGACAAGGGCAUUCCAUUCGGACACGUCCGCAAGGAUUUCGGUUCUUGCGUCAGGGCAGUUGCAGAGUCCGAGCCGAAUGUCAAUCUAUUUGCUGUUGAAGAGUAUAUACAAUGGUCAGACUAUCUCCGAAUCUUCUGUGAAACUCAAGGUUUCAAGUAUGGUGGCUAUGACGAGCUUUCCUGCGAUCGAUUCUGCAAGUUGCUCCCUGGAGGUCUUGGUCACGAAUUUGCUCAGAAAGUUUUAUUCGCACAUGAGUUUGGGUACGAAGGUGCUGAUUCUGCUGUUGUGCGACCAAACAAGGUAUGUUAUAUCCUAUUCGAUCUUGUUUCUAGUUAA